GUACCUUAUCCCAGUAAACUAACGGUAUAAUGGAGAAUAGCACAGUCUUGUCAAAUUGGACAAAAGAAAACAAAGAAAAAAUGAAGUAUGACUUUUCGUGUGAACUCUACAGAAUGUCCACAUACUCAGCUUUUCCCAGGGGAGUUCCUGUUUCAGAAAGGAGUCUGGCUCGUGCUGGCUUUUACUACACAGGUGUCAAUGACAAGGUCAAGUGCUUCUGCUGUGGCCUGAUGCUGGACAACUGGAAACAAGGGGACAGUCCCACUGAGAAGCACAGACAGUUCUAUCCCAGCUGCAGCUUUGUGCAGACUUUGCUUUCAGGCGGUUUGCAGUCUGCAGCUAAGAACACGUCUCCUGCGAAAAGUAGAUUUGCACACUCGUUACCUCUGGAACAAGGUGGCAUUCAUUCCAGCCUGCCCUCAAACCCUCUCAAUUCUAGAGCAGUGGAAGACUUCUCGUUGAGGAUGAAUCCCGGCAGCUAUACCAUGAGUACAGAAGAGGCCAGGUUUCUUUCUUACACUAUGUGGCCGUUAAGUUUUCUGUCCCCAGCAGAGCUGGCCAAAGCAGGCUUCUAUUACACAGGGCCUGGAGACAGGGUGGCCUGUUUUGCCUGUGGUGGGAAACUGAGCAACUGGGAACCGAACGAUGAUCCUCUGUCAGAGCACAGGAGACAUUUUCCCCACUGUCCAUUUCUGGAAAAUACUUCAGAAACGCAGAGGUUUAGUGUAUCCAAUGUCAGUAUGCAGACACACUCUGCUCGGAUGAGGACGUUUCUGUACUGGCCAUCGAGUGUUCUUGUUCAGCCUGAGCAGCUUGCAAGUGCUGGAUUUUAUUAUGUGGAUCACAAUGAUGACGUCAAAUGCUUUUGUUGUGAUGGUGGCUUGAGAUGUUGGGAACCCGGAGAUGACCCCUGGAUAGAACAUGCCAAAUGGUUUCCAAGGUGUGAGUUCUUGAUACGGAUGAAGGGUCAGGAGUUUGUUGAUGAGAUUCAAGCUAGAUAUCCUCAUCUUCUUGAGCAGCUGUUGUCCACUUCAGACACCUCAGAAGAAGAAAAUGCUGACCCUCCAGUUGUGCAUCUGGGCCCUGGAGAGAAUUGGGAAGACGCAGUGAUGAUGAACACACCUGUGGUUAAAGCAGCCUUGGAAAUGGGCUUCAGUAGGAGCCUGGUGAGACAGACGGUUCAGCGACAGAUCCUGGCCACUGGUGAGAACUACAGGACGGUCAGUGACAUUGUCUCAGCACUUCUGAAUGCUGAAGAUGAGAGAAGAGAAGAGGAGAAGGAAAGACAGAGUGAAGAGACGGCAUCAGGUGACUUGUCAUUGAUUCGGAAGAAUAGAAUGGCCCUCUUCCAACAGUUGACGUGUGUCAUUCCUAUCCUGGAUAAUCUUCUUGAGGCCAGUGUAAUUACAAAACAGGAACAUGAUAUUAUCAGACAAAAAACACAGAUACCCUUACAAGCAAGAGAGCUCAUUGACACCAUUUUAGUCAAGGGAAAUGCUGCAGCCAACAUCUUCAAAAACUCUCUGAAGGAAGUUGACUCUACAUUAUAUGAAAACUUAUUUGUGGAGAAGACUAUGAAGUAUAUUCCAACAGAAGACGUUUCAGGCUUGUCAUUGGAAGAACAGCUGCGGAGAUUACAAGAAGAAAGAACGUGUAAAGUGUGUAUGGACCGAGAGGUUUCUAUCGUUUUCAUUCCUUGUGGUCAUCUGGUAGUCUGCCGGGAAUGUGCCCCUUCCCUGAGAAAGUGCCCCAUCUGCAGGGGGACAAUUAAGGGGACUGUGCGUACGUUUCUCUCAUAAAUGAAGGAAGCUGUCUGAACAAAGAAUUACUGAUUCAGCUACGCAGCAGAACAUAUGUGCUCUACCCUUUCAAGAUUAAUAAUCUUGCUUUAUGUCAUAUUGUAUAUUUAAUCUUAGUCUGUUGCAGGGGAGGGUCUAUGCUGAUGAGCUACAGGAGUGUGUAUGUCCCAGAGCAGGAGUGGGGAUGCUUGCUGUGUGUCCUCAGGACUUCCUGGAUUUGGGAUUUCUGAAAACUUUGGAUUCAGGUGAUGUGGAACUCAGAAAUCCUGAAACCAGUGGUCCUGGCACUCAGUAGUUAUGGUGCCCUGUGCUUCUUGGUGCUUUUCCCUUCUGGAAAAUAAGUAUUUUUCUGUUACUAGUAAAUAAUAUUUUCUGUUUAUGAGAAACAUACUAAAGUUUUUUUUUAAAAGGCUUGCAUCAUCAUAGUGUGUGUAGGGAUGUAUGCAGGCAGAACACUGUGUACAUAAUAAAUCUUUUUAAAAAUGUU
Molecule: messenger RNA, 2286 nt
Organism: Rattus rattus (black rat)
Lineage: Eukaryota; Metazoa; Chordata; Mammalia; Rodentia; Muridae
Product: baculoviral IAP repeat-containing protein 2
Exons: 7
Coding region: 30-1799 (589 amino acids)
Biological process (GO): regulation of cell cycle; regulation of apoptotic process
Cellular component (GO): nucleus; spindle microtubule; cytoplasm
Source: RefSeq, a predicted model, not a curated record